Molecule: messenger RNA, 1678 nt
Organism: Aspergillus wentii DTO 134E9
Lineage: Eukaryota; Fungi; Ascomycota; Eurotiomycetes; Eurotiales; Aspergillaceae
Gene: gpaA
Product: guanine nucleotide-binding protein subunit alpha gpaA
Exons: 4
Coding region: 426-1487 (353 amino acids)
Biological process (GO): G protein-coupled receptor signaling pathway
Cellular component (GO): heterotrimeric G-protein complex
Molecular function (GO): GTPase activity; G-protein beta/gamma-subunit complex binding; GTP binding
Source: RefSeq, a predicted model, not a curated record
CAAUUCUCCUUUGAUCUUCCGUCCUUUGUGUGAAAGGGAAGUGAUACAUCGUUUUCUCGGAAGGGAAUUCGCGCUGCGUGAGUCGCCCUAUUUCCAUGUUCUUCUCUCUCCGUGUUCCAGCUUUUUCGGUUCUUUGUAUCAGCCUGGAUACAUUCUGGAAUUCUGCACCCUUCAGCUGCGAUACCUCGCGUCAGCAGAGUCUCACUCAUUUGCUACAUUCUUUAAUUGCCAUCCGUGGUUCCCCUCUCUUUUUUGUACCACAUCUUCCCCCCCAAGCGGGCUACUCAUUGCGAUCCGGUCGCCGUUGGAGAAUUCACCUCUGGGCUAACAUUUUCUUUUCUAUCAUCAUCAGUCUGAUAUAGACCCAACAAUCAGAAACUACACUUUCGUUCUAUCCCCGAAUACUUGAAUCGACCACCGCCAAAAUGGGUUGUGGAAUGAGUACUGAAGACAAGGAGGGCAAGGCCCGCAACGAGGAGAUUGAGAACCAGCUCAAGCGGGAUAAGAUGAUGCAGAGAAAUGAGAUUAAGAUGCUUUUGCUCGGUGCCGGAGAGUCUGGCAAGUCGACAAUUCUGAAGCAGAUGAAACUCAUUCACGAGGGCGGUUACUCGCGCGAUGAGCGAGAAUCAUUCAAGGAAAUCAUCUACAGCAACACUGUCCAGUCGAUGCGCGUUAUCUUGGAGGCCAUGGAGUCGCUCGAACUUCCCCUGGAGGACGCUCGUCACGAAUACCACGUCCAAACCAUCUUUAUGCAGCCCGCUCAGAUUGAGGGUGACAGCCUUCCCCCGGAAGUUGGUGGUGCUAUCGGAGCCUUGUGGCGCGACACCGGUGUGCAGGAGUGCUUCAAGCGGUCGCGUGAAUACCAAUUGAACGACUCCGCCAAAUACUACUUCGAUGCUAUUGAACGUAUUGCCCAGCCCGACUACCUCCCCACCGAUCAGGAUGUCCUCCGCUCUCGUGUCAAGACCACUGGUAUCACUGAAACUACCUUCAUCAUUGGCGACUUGACCUACCGGAUGUUCGACGUUGGUGGUCAGCGAUCGGAGCGAAAGAAGUGGAUUCACUGCUUCGAGAACGUCACAACUAUUCUUUUCUUGGUCGCCAUCUCCGAAUACGAUCAGCUGCUGUUCGAAGACGAGACCGUCAACCGUAUGCAAGAAGCCCUCACUCUGUUCGACUCGAUCUGCAACUCCCGAUGGUUCGUCAAGACCUCCAUCAUUCUGUUCCUCAACAAGAUCGAUCGCUUCAAGGAGAAGCUGCCUGUCAGCCCCAUGAAGAACUACUUCCCCGACUAUGAAGGCGGUGCCGACUACGCCGCCGCUUGCGACUACAUUCUCAACCGCUUCGUUUCUCUGAACCAGGCAGAGCAGAAGCAGAUCUACACCCACUUCACCUGUGCCACUGAUACCACACAGAUUCGGUUCGUUAUGGCUGCAGUAAACGAUAUCAUCAUCCAAGAGAACCUCAGACUCUGUGGUUUGAUUUAAUGACCAUGUGAUGGAGUGAGGACGUCUCAACAUUUAGACCGUACGCUAUGUGGCUUGUAAUCUGACAUCAGUGACUUCUCUUGUGUUUUGGAUGCGCUUCUUUUCUGUCAUACCUUGUCGCGACUUUUCAUCUGUUUUAAAGACCCUGGCGUUGAGACAUUCUUUUCCUUAUCUCUUUUACUAAUCUUCCC